AUGGCGUCAACAACUCUGACCUUCGAUCCAGACGGUGAUUUGAUCUUGCUCUUUCAAAACGCCGUCGUAGAGAGUUCAGUGACCACUGAAGAUGAAGAGCCCCCUCAAAAAAAGUUCAAGUCAAAUGGAUCGAAAGGACUCGGAGAAACGGAGACUUCGGAGAUUCGCAUGCAAGUAUCUAGCAAGCAUCUGGGACUUGCGAGCCCGGUUUUCAAAGCCAUGUUAGGCCAUGGAUUCAAGGAAGGAGAAGCCUUUAGAGCAGAUGGUAAGGUUGAGAUACCACUGCCUGAUGACGAUGCUGCUGCCAUGACGAUCCUCCUAGCCAUCAUGCAUGGCCGAGGCCGCCGUGUACCUCGCGAAGUAUCGUUGCCGCAGCUUGCACUCCUUUCGAUUGUCAUCGACAAAUACCAAGCCCAAGAAAUCGCUGAGAUCUACACUGAUAUCUGGAUCAACCGUCUCUCAAACAAAUUUGACCACAUCUUGUUCGACUACGAAUCAGACAGCAGCAUCGUUCUUAUGUGGUUGACCAUCUCCUGGGUCUUCCUCAAGGCUGACUUAUUCCAAAGAGCCACAAAGUUUCUAAUUCGGGAGGACGAAUGGUUCGAAUUCGACACAGAAGUUAAGGUUCCUGGUACAGAUCACAUUCUCCACCUUCCCAUUGUUGCCCUAGAUGCAAUACGAGUUAUCAAAGAACAAACUAUCGCAGAAAUGUAUUCUUGGGUGGAGGCGCAGAUCCAGAAGUAUACAUCUCCCAAUAAGUGCAGUACAUCAAUCUGCAAGUCCAGCAGGUUCCUGGAGAAGAAUCGAAAGUGUGACGCUAUGGUACUGGGCAGCAUGAUUCAAGGUGUCUCCAAUGCUCUUUCAGUGUGGCCAGAUCCUGGACCUCCUCACAACAUCUCCAUUCAAUGUCUGAAGCACGAAAUCGGUGCCUUCAAAUUGUUAUCCGCCUGCCGAGUCAAUGGCCUGUGUCAUCUUACAAGGUGCAGGAUCAAUAAUAUGAGUGGCUUCGUUUCUAGUGCGAAGAACUCAGAAGGAUUGCUAUUGGAGGACUACCGACAGCUUCUCCUACCCGGUGGACUGGCAAGAUGA
This is a messenger RNA of Cadophora gregata, 1089 nucleotides long. RefSeq lists its product as uncharacterized. The record is from RefSeq and is a predicted model, not a curated record. Bases 1 to 1089 code for a protein of 362 amino acids. The transcript has 3 exons. Lineage: Eukaryota; Fungi; Ascomycota; Leotiomycetes; Helotiales; Ploettnerulaceae.